Amoebophrya sp. A25 is the source of this 3310-nucleotide messenger RNA. The record is from the annotation of a GenBank genome assembly. NCBI's taxonomy places the organism in Eukaryota, Dinophyceae, Syndiniales, Amoebophryaceae.
AGUGGACCCCGACAGCUCAUUUGGUCGUGACGAAAUUCUUGACCAAGAAGAAAAAUUAGGAUACGCGACGCCUCCUAGCACCAAGGCUUGUUGUGCUGCCAUUCUAGGACCCCCCAGCCAGUACCCCGAGCCGCCAGGAGAUAGAUGUACGUUGUCACCGAUGAAAAAUAUACCGUCCCGUUUAAAGGAGCAACUACUCGGCCCUGCAGACACUGUUGAACCGCACCAGCCGCUCGCGAGAGGAGCAUCUAUUGCCGGGAUCGGGACUUCAUGUGUGAAGAAUUCUGAUCAAAAAGGCUGCGUAGAUAAAGAACGAAAAAACACAACACUAGAGAGGACGUCCUCGCAUGAAGCUAGAGACCGUCUUCAGGAAGUAGAUUUACACGAUUCACCCUCAGGUGACGGUGACCGCCACGAGGACGAGUGUGGUACUUGCCAUGGACGCGAAAGCACGCUGUCCCCGACCGAGUUACCAGGGCUCCCACGUAUCGUUCCGCACAGUCGGAUAGUCUACGGCGACGCGUUCCUUCCUUGGACUUGUACGAAAAAACAGAUGCACUUGAUAGACACUCGAACCUUCCUGUCUGCGGUGAACAGCAAAAAAGCACUGGUCAAGACCACAUUUACAUUAGAGCAUCCACACGCCGGAGGACAGGCAUAUCAAGAUCAACAACUAGAGAAAAAAUGUGUUGAAGCAGGACCCAGCUCGUUAUCAUUAUUUGCGGGAGCGGGAUCUCCUGCGAUGUGUGAUGGGUCUCUAAAUGAUCGUGAUCCUAGGAGUGAUACACGUACAGCGCACAUCCUGGACACCAGAAGCAAGAAGCAAUAUGGACGAGACAAACCAGGACAGAAUCAAGACCCAGCAGCCUCAAUCUCCUACAAAUUGCUGAGCAAGUCUCAUAGUUCAACGGCACUAUUUCCAGGCAUACGACAAGGACAUGAUCAAACUGGGGAAGCAGGGCGAGAGUUCGGUAUACCCUCAGAACAACAAAGACACAUGAAGAACGGUGUGGUCAAACAAGAAACAGCAACAGAGCACAACGAUCCUCGUCUCACGGCAAGCACUAGACCGCGCUGCAGAUCGUCGAACUCCCUGCUCCAACAAAAUUCAAAAACCGCACUUUCAAGUGGUGCUGAAGCAGGUCAAGUACAGCAUGCAAGUGGCUUCAAGAGGAUCAAGAACAUGAUGACGGCGCUCCAGAACAACGACCGCUACUACAACAUUGACAAGAAAGAACAACAGCAAGUGAGGUUUCGGCUAUUGACGUACAAUAUCUGGAUGAUGCCGAAUCUGAUCACCGGGAUCGCACCAAAGAGUUGGAACCUUUCUCCGGAGAAGCACGCGCGCGCACAGCGCAUUCCUGCUGCUCUGCCGCGUGACUUGGACGUCAUCGUUUUCUGCGAAGCCUUUUGUGAAGCCACCAUGCAGACGAUUUCGCUGCUUCUACGUCGAGAUGGUUUCCUGUUCGACACUAUCCAGCCGAUUCUGAAACGUCGCUUCAUCUCUUCUGGCAUCAAGAUCUACUCCAAACAUCGCAUACUGGAAACCGAUUUUUUGAUUUAUGACAGCUGCUCAGGUGACGAAGUUCUGGCGAGCAAAGGCUGCACCUACGUCAAGGUGCAGAAACAAGGACUCAAUUUCCAUUAUGCUGAUGAUCAUAAUCGUAAUCCCAACUUACAUUUGUUCACAACUUCAUAACUCUUGUUUUUCUAGUCUGUCCUUAGUUUUCAACUAGUAGGAACGAACAAGUAGAAGUAGCAGUUUUCUAGUACUAAGCCCUCCAAGAACCUGAACCUUCUCAAGAAAUCUUUCAACCACCAUUUUCAUUUCCUCGUGUUUGGCACACAUUUGCAGGCCUGGGAGACGCUUAGGGCGCAGAAGGAUCGACGAGCGCAACUGCGCCAGAUUCGCAGUUUUGUGGCACGAAAAAGGAUCCCUCCGCACGAACCUGUCCUAUUGGCCGGGGACUUCAACAUAGUGGCGGACCUGGGAUCCCCCGAAUAUCAUAAGAUGCUUCACCUACUCUCAGCCGAAAACUAUGCGGAACAGGAAAAGGAAGAAGACCACGGCGAAAUAAACGCUGUGACUAUCAACAUCGACCAAAUAGCCAGAGAUCUAGUAGACCAGGACCGGGACCACCGGGACGAUAGGAGAACCGAUAGCGCCACUACACGUACAGUAGUACAAGAUGAUACAAAUACAACUUCUGUUUCUGCAUCAAGACGUGUAGCACUGAUGGAGCAUCCUGGAAUUAGUGGUCGUCCAGCUCCUUCUCUUGGUCUUGAUGGAGAGGUUGCUGCUGGUGCUGCCACGACAUCAAUAUUAAAGUUGCCUGCACCAACAUCAUCUGCUUUCUCGGGUAGUGGACCUCAAGGUUCUUCAACAAUUCCAACUGGCACCAUCUCCGAUAACCAAUCGGUUGUACUCACUCCGAACCUGGACGAUUUCGAAAAACACGACAUGGCAAUUUUGAUUGCAUCUUCUAGCCCUACGUCACCCUGUCCUCCUCGGCCACCGCCACCAUUAGACCGUCCGGUGGUAUGGCAAGACUCCGUACUUGCGAGCAAUCAAUGGUGCUCUUUCGGUAGCGUUAGCAGUGAUGCGAACGAAUCGAUGGUCUUGGACUACAUUUUCGUGGAGAAGAAUCACUUGCUUCUUAAGACAUCCGAGGAUCCAUCUUCAUCUCGAGAAGCAUCAAUCUGGGACAUUCACUUUCACCUUUUUCAAUAUCUUUAUGUUAUAUAUAAAUACAGUUACCGCUCGUGUCGUCAUCUAAGGGUGGACGUUCUUCUCCAGGAUGUUGAGACUUUGAAGAUGGAUUCUGUUUCUGAGAGGGUCUAAAUUUUCCACCAAUGCCAGAAUUUCCACCGAAUACGUCCAAGCGGGGACACCGUUUUCUUACCGGGGUCGCGAUUUCGUUGACUUAAGCGACCACUAUCCUGUACUAGGUGACUUCGUGUUCGUUUUCGAGAUGAACCACCACAGGGAGCACAAGUUGGACUUGACUCUGAGGUCACCACCUUCUAGAGGUGGGCAGCUGUAAUACGGGAACCAGCACGUCGCAGAACGAUUUCCACCUCUCGGUCAGGUAAGGUAUGGUCGUAUACAGAUACGAGCCACCAGGAACAGAAUCUCUCAGAUGAUUAUAUCUCCAAAAAAUCGCAUACAUAGUUUUUUAUUUUAUCGUACUUUAUUUUGUGGAGGUGUAGUUGUAACAAGAAGAUCGACGUGCGUGACGUGGUACUCAUUUCCUCAGACAGUCUUCUUUGUUUUCUGAGACAUAAUCGGCGGCUUUUGCCUAGAAGGAGC